UGGGAACGCCGGCCCCGUCUUCGCCUGCGCCUAUCCGGAGCCUGUGCCUCCUCCGAACCAAUCAGUGGGGCGUCUAAGGCGCCGCUUCUUCCGUGCCCCGCCCCUUGGCUACCGGAUGUGUGAUGUGGCUCGCGGCGCUGCGUAACUAUGGUAAGCGCGGCGGUCGGGGGUUUAUUUGGAUGGGGGGGGGGCUUCGGUUAGGUCGCCUUUGUCUCCGGUAGUCGGCCUGUGUUUGUGAGUGGGGCCGUUGGGCUCAGAGAUGGGCACUGGGGGUGCUCUCUGCCCGUUUCCGCUCCUCCCCCGCUCAGCCUCUCUCUCACUACAAUAGUGGCCUUUCCUUUUUUUAAAAAAAGGUUGUUGUGGUUGCAGCAUCUUCCCUUUCCCAGAAUGUGGUGGUGAAAUUAUCGUUUGGGAAACCUGCUUCCCCCUUUUGAACUUUCUUCUUGUUAUACUUAAAAUGCUGCCUUCUCACCUGCUAUUCUAAAUACUAUACACUCAAGGUCUCAUGUCUUCAUUUUACUUUCCCCAGAGCAGCACUCAGAUUCUUUAGGAGUUUUUUGUGUGUGCUAAUAAUGACUGGUUAAUAAAUUAAUAAUAAUAAUUUGCAUUAAAUUGCAGAGGCCUUUGCGUGAUUUUAAACUGUUCUCACAUCAAGAUGCCAUAGGUUUCCACAUAAAAAGCACUGGACAGUACCCAUUAAAAUACAGUGGCUAAACAAUUGGAAUUAGUGCCCCUUUGCAUGUGUGCAGCAGCACAAGCUUAUCCCAAGUUUACUUGGAAGUGGAUGUGCAUAGGACUGCAGUGUAGUGUUUUACAUUAUUUACAUGUAACUAUAGAUAAAGGCACGUGUACAAGCCAUGCUGUUUACAUAGGAUUUCACUAAUGGGGUUUUAUUCAGUAAAAAGGUGCAUAUAUGUGCUGAGCGCCAAACAGCUUUUGAUAUUUUGUUGGGAUGAAUAGUGAAACAUCACCUUAUAUCUCUAGUUGCUUUUGAAUCUUUGCUUGGUUUUAAAAGAGGUUAGUUGUGUGAUAAGAGUGGCUAUUGUCUGAGGAAAAACUAGCUCAAAGUUUCCAUCUGAUGCACAGUAUUUGGUAUUUGGUAUUUGAUUCUGGGUCCUGACCAUAGUUCUUUCAAAUAAUGAGACCACAGAUGUUCUGGUAUAAACUCUACUUUUUCUCUGCCUUUUUCACUUUACACUACACACAUCACUCUCGUCUUUUUACAUCAGCUAUAGCUGUCUGAGUUUGUGAGUUUAGAGUCAGUCCAUCAUACUUGAACAUUGCCAAGAAAUAGAAUCCAUGAUUAGAUAGGAUAGAUGAUGAGAUGCAGAUAGGAACAUGGGAAACUGCCUUAUACAAAUCAGGCCACUGGUCUAUCCAACUGAGCAUUGUCAACAUAGAUGGGCAAUGACUCUCCAUGCUUUCAGGCAGAAGUCUUUCCCACCCUCCUUUUGGAGGUCAGUGAUUCAAUCCAGGAUCAUAUGGAUGCCAAGUAAGGGCUCUACAACUUGCUACUCAAGGAUUUAAAAUAUAUUAAAUUGUUUCAUAAUGCUAACAAGCAAACAAACAAACAGCUGAGCUGCAGCCCAUCCUUAGAAGACUUAAUUAUCAAUGGCUUGCAUCAGCAGGAAAAGGCUUGACUCCCCACAUCAAUAGUGUUCCCAAGCUUACUCCUUUAUUUAUACCUUAAAAAGGAAUGGCUGCAGUUAACACCUAUGGGGGAAAGUAAAAUGCUGGACUUGUGAUAGCAUUUCUUUGAGGUAAAACCUGACCUUGUGUCCUAACACUGUGUGGCCUGAUCCUCAUUGACAGGGUAUCGCCUAAAGGAGAACAAUGUGUCUGUGAGACUUCCAGUGCCCUCAGUAUGUCCUUGAAAUGCACAAGUCUUCCAUUUGCACACACCCUGUCUUCCAUAAUUAUGAGCAUUUUGGUGGUUGUGUGGUACAAGCAGGAACUCCAGAGCUGCAGAUAACUUUUUCAUCAGUUGUUUUUGUUUUGAGAGUUGAAAUGCCUGUUUAGUUUGUGGUCUGAAUAGUGCUUAUAAAUACAGAGUUCCAGGAGAUUAUGUACUGUAUUGAAAAGAAAUCAUAUUCUUGUACUGAUUUCUUUGCUAGGAGAUUUAGGGUGUGUGCCUGUACUGGAAUUGUUUACAACGUAAAGAAGUACGUAACGUAAUGGGCCCCCAAAACUCACUUUUUUCUACUUACUGGCAGGGAGGGAUGCAGAAACAAAUGGGGCAGGGAGACGGUUUUCAAAGUGAACCAUAACUCCUCUUCUGUUUUACUUUUUUCUUUCAGUCUGCAAUCUUCAAUUUUCAGAGCCUACUGACGGUAAUCCUUCUGCUUAUAUGUACCUGUGCAUACAUAAGAUCAUUGGCUCCCAGGUUACUGGAUAAUAAUCAAACUGGGUAUGUAACUCUAGAAAUUUUGGGGGAGGGGAAUAUAAAUUGCAUGUUUAUAAUCUCAGCGUGAUAUCUGACACAAGUGAUAGAGUAGACCCAUUGAAAUUAAUGGACAAGUUACUUGCCCAUUGAUUUCACUGGAUAUCACCAUUAAUGGAUUUUCUUCUCAGCUGUAAUCAUUGACGUGAGAUCUGUGUCAUAAGCAUUUUAACCUUUGAAAGCCGAGCUAAACUAUAAUUCAUUACAACAAAUCUUCAUGAGCUUUUGCUUCUUAGGGCAUUAGGGGAAGAAAAUUGGAGGUUGAUUUCUUUUUCAGAAUUAUAUGAUACCUUUCUUAUUGAUGCACACACAAGGUGGUUUAAGAUUUUUUUUUAAACCCAGUGUCAAUCAGUUAAAAUUAAUGAAAGAACAGUUAAAUCAUAAAAACAACAUAUCCUUAAAAGCCCUAACUUCAAAAAAGAAAAGCCAUCUGAAACAAAGCUAUCUUAAGUGUAAAUUGAAAACAGGCAAUGAAAGAGCCAAACCUACUUUCAGAACAGGGAAGCCAGUCAUUCCACUAUUGAAAAGGCUAAAAUGAAACAGUGAGGGGACGGGACAAAAGAAAGACCCCAAAAGCUAGAACAAGAACUCAAGCAGGUUCAUAUGAGACAAGGCAGUUGCUGAGGUACCUGGAAUGGGAUUACCAGCAGCGAAAGUCUUGCAUAAGGAUGCUACUCCCAAGUACCACUUCAGUAUCUAUGGACACAUCAAAACUAUUUAGUGAACUAGCAGUGUGAGUUCCUUUUGCAACAAAAACAGCCCAAAAUCCUACUGGGCAUGCCUGAGCCAUUAAGCAUGGGGUGUGUGUGUGUGUGUGUGUAUAUACAGUGGACGCUCGGGUUGCGAACUUGAUCUGUGCGGGAGGCGCAUUUGCAACCCACAGUGCCAUGUCUGUGCAUGCGCGGGUUGCGAUUCGGAGCUUCUGCACAUGUGCAAAACACUGAAACCCGGAAGUAACCCGUUCCGGUACUUCUGGGUUUUGGCGCGCCCAUAACCCGAAAACGCGCAACCUGAAGUAUCUGUAACCUGAGGUAUGAUUUUUUUUGUGUGUGUGUGUGUGUAUAUACACACACACACACACACAUAGUCUUCGAAUUCUAGCCAUAACUACUCUAUCACUAUUAAAAAGGCAUCCAAUUAUAAGCUUAAAAUAUGAAAUGAUGCAUUUUUCUAAUUUCUCAAAAUACAUUUUCAGAUUAUUGGGCAUAUUCUGGAAGUGUGCCAGGAUUGGUAAGUGUGCAUGUUCUGUUUCCCAAAAAUAUACUGUAUUAGUGGAUGUUAGUGUGUCAUCUAAGCAUGCCUUUAUCUGCCUUAAAAAAAAUCUUAGUGGUAUUAUUUUCAAAUACGCAGCAUGUACUUUUCUGCAAUUUUAACUUUGAUAAACAGACUGCUUAAUGUAAGGGUUACUAGUAUUAGGAAUAAAAUGUAUAAACUUAAGAGCAAAAAUGUUCUGUAUAUGAAUUGCAGUAUUCCUAGCAAAAGUUCAAGCAAUAAAUUGCUCCAGACUCUCUGCCUGUCUCACGGGGUUGUUGUGGGAUCAUUCUGUAAGGACUGCAUGUAUGCCACUUUGAGCUGCCUUUGGGAAGGCUAUAUGACAGACAAAUGUGAGGAGUGAUGUGAAAGAUUCAAGAAUAGUCGUGGUGCAUGAGGUAAGAAACUGCUGUCCUGGCUAGAGUGGCACUGCUGCUUUCAGGAUGGAGGAGGGGAGCACUGGGUUAGUUGUGGCAGCAAACGCUAGUGUGUCAACCUCCAUCUGCUACCACUGCCACCCUGAUAUUUCUCCCAUCCUCCCUGCCACACCACUACAACUCGAAGGGUGGUGCAGUGGCAGCACCACACUUCAUGUGCCAUGAGUGCCCAUAGAUUCUGUUCUGUCCUCAGCACAUAAAUGCAAACACAAGAGAAGCUGUGAUUUAGAAAGGGGCACAGGAGGAAAGAGUUAAGCACUCUAGAAUGCCACUUUCCCAAUCUUCAAAGCAGCACAUGAGGCUAAUAGUUAUCAAAACAAAAAAUUAAUCACUUGUUCAAAAACCUGUUGUGCCUAGCUUUGACACAAAAGAUGUGACCUUAUUAUAAUCAUAAUUUCUUGUCUGGAGAGCCAAAAAUUCCAGCAGACAUUAUGUGAUUCUCCUCCUCCUGCCUUCUUACUGUUUUAGCACUUGCUCUCUUUCUGUGAAAGGAUAAACACAAAGCUACAUCAGUGUAGAAUGCAAUUCUGUCCCUUGUGUUUAAACAGCCUUUUUAAUGUCUGCACCUUUAAGCAGACAAGCUGUUGCCUAUUUGUAAAGUAGUGCUAACAGGCGUUGAAUCCUAAUUGAUGAUGGAUGCCUCUCUCAAGAAAAUUAAGAACAGAAAAGUACAACAUGUAAGAAAACUGUAGGAGGUGGACUUCCUCAACAUUAAUUCUAAGCAGAUGUGAAAUUGCAGAUGUUAAUUUGCACAGCUAUUUGCAGUUUAAUUAAAUGUGUGCCAGAUGAUGACAGUGUCUCGUAAUGUAAUUGUGGUGGCCCUCACUUGUGCAAAGACUCAGUGAACUGUUCCUUGCUGUGGAAAGAUUUCUCACUAAGCAGCCAGCUUGUGUGAGCGGAUGCAUAUGCCUUUGAGCUCACCACCAAUAUAGAAGCAUUAGCAAUGCCAUCUCCCAACUCCUCAAAAAAUUCCAUCAACAGUGUCUCCGAAAAAAAUUACAUCUCUCUUGGGAAGACAGGCGAAUUAAUAUCAGUGUACUGGAAGAAGCAAAGAUCACCAGUGUCAAAGCAAUGAUUCUUCAACAUCAACUUUGUUGGACUGGUCAUGUUGUUUGGAUGCCUGAUUAUCGUCUUCCAAAGCAAUUACUCUAUUCCCAACUCGAGAAUGGAAAGCGAAAUACCAGUGCACAACAAAAGAGGUUUAAAUGUGUUCUCAAGGCAAAUCUAAUAAAAGGUAACAUAAACACUAAUAACUGGGAAACAAUUAGAGAGCAGCCUUUACCAAAGGUGUCAUGGACUUUGAAGAAGCGUGAAUUCAGGGUGAAAAGGAGAAACGAGCUAAGAGGAAGGCACGUUUGGCAAACUCUCACUGUGAUCAACUCCCACCCAGAAACCUAUGUCCCCACUGUGGAAGGACAUGUGGAUCCAGAAUUGGCCUCCACAGGCCAAUUCUCCACUUAUGGACUUCUAAGACCAUGUUCAUGGAAGACAAUUUUACUCAGCUACGAGUUAUCACCAAAGAAGAAGAAUUAUAUUUCAUGCUUAACAUACUCUGGGUAUUACAGCAUUUAUUCAGUUAAAUGUUAUGGUGUUUAUCCAAAUGUUACCCACCAUAGAUAUAUGGCAACAAUUGUUCACUACAGGAGAAACAUUUUUGACAUGUUUCUGCUUUAGGGCAAAGGUGGGGAAUUUCUUUUGGCUCCAUGGACCAGAUCAUUAUUAGGAUCAUCCUUGCUGGCCAAAUUUGACAGGUGGGUGGGGCUGCCCACCUGUCAAACCACAUGACAUCAUUAAUGACACUGAGUGAUUGACAAACCCACCUUCUAAAAUCCAUUGUGCAGGGUUUCGAAGCACCCAGCAACCCACAGAGACUGAAAGGAAGUAUGGGCACUGUCAUAAUGCCCUUUGCCAAAGUGGUUUGAAGUAGCCCAUUUAAGCUGGUAUGGGAGAGGAGGCUCCUUCUCCCCUCCCACAUCAACCUCCACUAUCCAUCCGCUCAGUUACCGGUAAAGGAAAAGCACACAGCUGUUUCACAAAGCACUUUUGCAAAGGGCUUCAAUCUGUGCUCACCAACAGGGAACAAAGCCAAUGCAGCAUUAAACCCAGUGGCAUCACCAGUGAUGUCAACAAAUGGCGUGGUUUAGCAACUAUGACUUUGUGGGCCAAAUUGUACCCCCUGAUGAUACAAGACUGACUUACAGGCUGGAGGCUGCCCGCAUCUGUUUAAGGCUUGUAGUACAUAUUAGGAGUUUCAAACUCUUGUGCAAGGGGAAGCAUGUUAAGAAGAUUUAGGGGAGGGAUGAGCAGUUACAAGGAGGGGGAUUACAAACUUAAAAUGGUAAAAGAGAGGCUGUAUUUGUGUUUCUCUGGUGCCCUUGAUGCACUUUACCCCUGUAAUGUUGCAGCUUUACCUUACAAGUACUGUUCCCAUAGCCUUCACUGAAAGUGGUCUGGUUGAUACUGACACAUUUUGCAUAUUUGUAGAUAUUGCAUUGGGGCAGGGGUGGCCAUACCUUCUCUCAGUCUAUGCUCUGUCUAUCCUAUCCAGUUGUGGUGUCCUGCUUGCACAAUAGACUGUCGUUCAUACAGAUAGCAUGUCUCCUUCAUCUCCAUCCCUCUGCACCUUCCUGUACAUCCCAAAAACGUGCUUGGAAUUCUCAUUUUUGGUGUCUUUUCCCUUGCAGAUUUCCCUGCUUCACGUUACUGCAUUUCUUUCAAGCAGUCAUACUCGCUUGUGUGAUGUGAACUAGCCAGUAAUUCAAUUUUGUUUCUUUUUCCAGGCGAGCGGAAGAGCCCUUAUGUAGCUGUGUGCUGUAUUGCGAUGGCCUUCAGUAUUCUAUUUAUACAGUAAAAAUGGGGAAAUGUCAGGAAUAGAUUUGUCAAGCGCAUUUGGAAUAAAAGACUCGGCGAAAACAGAAGAGAUGAAAAAUAUGUUCUACACUUCACUUUUUUGUUAAUGCUGGACAAGACACACCUUUGACAAUUUGUUUCCAUAUUUCAGUUAGGGAAGCAGUGGUGUAUUAUAAAAAUGCAGUUAUUAGUUAACACUGUCAUACUUCUGCUGAAUUCUUUUAUGUGAACUGUAUUCUGAAUUUCAGAUGAGACAUUUUAAGAUGGACAAAGUAGAAACCUCUCUUUGAGAAUUGAAUUGCUAUUAAAAUACAAAACCUUUUAAAAAGUUUAUAUUUUUUGCAACAACUUUUUAUUUUAAAAAUUUAAAAUCACAGAGAUAGAAUUCCAAUGUCACAUUAGCAAACAUGAUUGGGCUUCUCCUUCUCCUUCCCCAAAGGCCCCUGUGCCUUCUCCAGUCUUUUCUGGAGGAUUCCCACAACAGGAAGAUGCAGGAGGAAGGAUACGAAGGAGAAGUGCUGUUUGCAUUAGCGCCUGCCUUUUGUGCAAGCAGGACGCCAAAGCUGGAUAUCACCUUGAAACAAUAAAAUCUUAAAAGCAUAGGCAGAGACAAAGUAAAAUCAGAUCAAUAUUGUACUAUUAUCAACAAGAAUGGUGGUGUAAUAAGCAGUAGAGAUUGAGGUAAAGCAGGGAUAUAUGCAAAAUAUAUAUUCAAAACAAUGUUUCAGAUUAGAAGCACAUGAAAUUUGUGAUUAAUUGUUUUAUAUAUAUACACACACAGGCCACAUAUAACUACAGGUUGAAAAUAUUUUUAAAUUAGUUGUUAAAAUACCUGUAAAAUAAAAGAAAUACAUUGUACAAGGAAUGAAUCCUGUUCACAGUUACUUCAGGCAAACGCUGCUCUGUAUUAAAGUCAACACUUAACAAUCAAAUAUUUUUGGUUUAUUCUGAUUUUUAAAAAAUAAACAUUUAUAUAAUAACGUGCUGUGUGCUUAUGAUCUCUGCAGGCUGUUAAAUUCUGGAACUUGUCUUGAAUGUAUGAGAAAUAUAUUUGUUUCUCCUAUUAUGAAAUCCAGAACUUUUCCUGUAACCUGGCUUUUAUAUUCAUUCAGUAGUUGUAUCUGCUGGAAUAUUCACUACAGCUCAUUCAAAAAUUGAGAAAGGAACAAUUGAUAAUACUGGUUUAUUUAUGAACUGAGCUUUUCUAAUGUGGCCAUCCUAUUUCUGCUUAGCUAUCUUUAUAUUAGGGCUACUGUAAACAACAACAACCAAAAACUCUGGAUUUUGUGCUUAUUUAACAAGUAAUGCUAAUAUCCUUGGACCUUCAAGUGUAUUUUUGUACUCAGUGAUGUGUUCAGUUUCUUACAACCUUCUGACAAUUCUCUUUACAAUACGUUAUGUUAUAUUUUUCAAAAUUACAGUAAUUGUAUAAAUAACAGAAUGAACAAGCGCAAAAUUAAAGAAAGGUCAUUGUUGAGCAGUUGUUGCUAAACUCUUGUGUGGAAAAUGGUGUGUAUUUUGGAGGAUAUUUAGCAGGCAGUAUUUUUCACACAAUUAAGAUGUAAAUUUAUUCAUGAAACUGAGAGGCGAUGUCAGCAGCCAAUGGAUUCAUAUUCUUUGAAAGCAGUGUGGCAUGGCAUAAUCCUGCAUGUAGCGUUUGCAAAACAAGAAUGCAUAGAACUCCCAAUAUGCACAUCACAAUUUGUUGUGUGUGAAGUUUCUGAAAACCUGAUCAGAAGGGGCCAACCAUGACUACUUCAGAAUGCUGUGUGUAUGCAUUGUUUCCUUUUUAUGAGUGGUCAAAAUGUAUCCUUUUCUGAUCUGUUCAUAUACCUCUCCACAGAGUUUCUAAAAACCUGUUUUCUGACCAUGUUUGUAACAAUGGCAGUUCCAUAACUAUAAUCAAGCUUCUGAAUACAAACCUGAGAAAACAAAUAAAAUUUGUUGAGAAGAUGCAUCAUGCAUAUUGAUACAAAAUUUAUUCUGAAAAGAUGUUCCUUUUUUUAAAGCAGUAAUGGCUGUUCAAAUGUUUCCAAAUGUGAUCAGGAAACACAAUAUAUAUUACAUUGUAUUGUGUAUUGAACUAUUCAGUUUAUAAUAUCCAUUGUUUAUAAAUGUUUGUUCCCAGAAUUAAAACACAGCUACAAUUGGGGAUUUAUUUAUUUAUUUAAGUAGCUCAAAGCAGAAUGUGUUUACAGUGUUUAUUAAAAGUUUCAGUUUUCCACAACCCCUUAAGUAGC
This is a messenger RNA of Podarcis lilfordi (Lilford's wall lizard), 9218 nucleotides long. The record is from the annotation of a GenBank genome assembly. NCBI's taxonomy places the organism in Eukaryota, Metazoa, Chordata, Lepidosauria, Squamata, Lacertidae.